GUCACACAAUGUUAUUUUCCCGGCCCUGUGGCUGCCCCGGCGCGCCCCAGUGACCUCGCCCGCGCCACAUCCCUUGGGGCAUGACCUGGUGGCUGGCAGGUCCCUUUCCACUGGCUGGGUUGAGGCGUAGGGGCUAAAAAGUGGGUUGUUUACAGUGUUGGGCUGGCCUGAGGUCCCCCAAGCACCAUGAACGGGCUGAGUAUUAGAGAUAUCUGCUGUCUGUUCUGCUGGCCGCCCUGCCCCUCCAGCAUAGCGGCCAAGAUGGCUUUUAUCCCGCCAGAGCCCACCUAUUCCUUCACCCCCGACGAGACGGGCUCCAGACACUCCCUGCACCUCACGGACAAGGCGGAGUGGCAGUUCACGGACAAGGAGAAGGAAGCUAUUGAGGUUUUCUACACACGGACCACCCGAGGGAACAAAAUCGCCUGCAUGUUCGUCAGGUGUUCCCCUAACGCCAGGUUCUGCAUCCUGUUCUCCCACGGCAAUGCAGCGGACCUCGGCCACAUGAGCAGCUUCUACCUGUCUCUAGGCACGAGGAUAAACUGUAAUAUAUUCAGCUAUGACUACUCCGGCUACGGCGUGUCUGCAGGGAAGCCGUCGGAGAAGAACCUGUACUCGGAUAUAGACGCCGCCUGGCACGCCCUCAGGACCCGCUACGGGAUAUCCCCUGAGAACAUCAUUCUGUACGGCCAGAGCAUCGGGACGGCCGCCACCAUUGACCUAGCUUCCAGAUACGAGGUGGGGGCGGUCAUCCUUCACUCCCCACUCAUGUCUGGCAUACGGGUUCUCUUCAAUACCAAGAGGACCUGGUUUUUUGAUGCAUUUCCGAGCAUUGAGAAGGUUCCGAAGAUCACAUCCCCGGUGCUGGUCAUUCACGGCACAGAGGACAACGUAGUGGACUUCUCCCACGGCCUGGCCAUCCACGAACGCUGCCCCCGCGCGGUGGAGCCUCUAUGGGUGGAGGGCGCGGGUCACAACGACGUGGAGCUGUACAGCCAGUACCUGGAGCGCCUCAAGCAGUUUGUGUCCGUCGAGCUGGUCAAUUGACGUCUUGGUGAGGCCCCCCGCCAUCCAGCCAGGGGGGCUCAACCACCACCCACCCCGGCCUCCAACCUCCUCCGCAUCACACCUGGGGACGAGGGGGGCCGGGGGGUGCGGGGGGUGGCUUGGUGGUGCGGUGCUGGGACACGGACCUGGGGAUGAUUGCCACGGAGGGAAUGUUUGCCACGGAGGGUGUCAUGGCCACGGAGGGCAGGCUGGCGGCCGCCCUCGCCACACCCUCCAGGGAGACGCCCCCUGCCACGUCCGGCCACACCUCCGGGCACACGUCGCCGUCUGCCGCCGCCGCCGCUGCCACCACCACCACCGCGACCACCAACCGCAGCCCGAGUCGCCCAUCACCGAAAAUCCUGAGGGCGUCGGCACCUCCCUCCCCCUCACUCUCCUGCAUCUCCCACCCCCGGAGCCCCCCGGCCCUCCCCCCGGACAUCGCCGCAUCCACCAUCUCCCUCUCCACCUCCUUCCACCACCACCACCACCAUCACCACCACCAGCACCACCGCCGCCACCACUCUCACUCCAGCUCCCCUGCGGAAAAGUUACUGUGACCCCUGGAGUCCUUAGUGUAACCUAGGCUUUUCCUCCCCCCGCCCCGCUUCACCCCAGCCCUCCCCCCGGUCAGCGUUGGGGUGCGUGACUGGGGGUGCCGGCCCUGGGUGUCUGUGGGGCGUGUGUGGACCCUAAGGGACGAUUUGUUAAUGGGUAUAUGUCCUUUUUUUAUCCCCCAUGUCCCUGUGUCCCUGUGUCACUUCUACCUUAGCCUCCCCUCAACUUGUGACCGACAGUGAAGAGAAAACGGGACGAAACGCACUGAAAACGUAAAAAAAAAAAAACAUACGUAGAGAGAAAUGGUUUUUGUAAACUUGAAUGGAUAAAAAAACAAAUGCAAGGAAAACAAAAUCUGGUGGACUGACCUUCAAAAAAUAAGUAAAAACGUCUGGAUGAACGGAUGGUGUUUGUUAAGAGAUAGUGAAUAAAACGUACUGGAAAACGGAUGGUGUGGAUGUGCGUGUCGGAUAUUAGGAUAUGGCUAAGGUACCCCCAUCCCCCCAGCCCCUCCCUAACCUCUCCCUGCCCUCUCCCUGAAGAAACAAACCCUCACUGCCUCUCACUGUAAGAGAAAGUAUUAAAACCAAGAGAGAGAGAGUGAAAAAUGUACAUGUGUGUGUGUGUGUGUGUGUGUGUGGCGUGUAGUCAAACGUACAUGGCUUAUAUGCGCACACAAACACACACACACACACA
Scylla paramamosain (green mud crab) is the source of this 2301-nucleotide messenger RNA. RefSeq names its product alpha/beta hydrolase domain-containing protein 17B-like. Lineage: Eukaryota; Metazoa; Arthropoda; Malacostraca; Decapoda; Portunidae. The coding region runs from base 187 to 1047 and encodes 286 amino acids. Gene Ontology annotation, cellular component: endosome membrane; plasma membrane. The record is from RefSeq and is a predicted model, not a curated record. Gene Ontology annotation, molecular function: palmitoyl-(protein) hydrolase activity. The transcript has 3 exons. Gene Ontology annotation, biological process: protein depalmitoylation.